AUGCGGCACCCGCGCGCUGGGACCUGGGCCAACCGCGCCUUCCGCCUGCUCCACGCUGCCGCCGUUGCUGUCAUCUCGCUCUUCUUGUGCUCGCUGGGGCUGGCAAUGUGGCGCGGCGGCACAGCAGACCUCGACAGAUUCACACUCCUCCUCUCCCACUGCAACUCGUUCACCAUGUGGAUCGUCCGCCUAGGCAUCAUCGCCGCACACGAGCGCGACUUUCACUAUCUCGCGCGGCAGGUGGAGCGCGAUUUUGUGGAGUUCCUGACGGCAGAAGACGUCCCUCUGCUGCGCGAUCACGGUCGCCGCCUACGACGCGUGGUGAAGGCCUACCUGUGCUUCGGUGCGGCCGGCAGCAUGUGGUGGCUCGUCUUCCCAGUGAUAUGCUUCGGCUUCACCGUGGAGGGCGUCCCGUUCGAGAUGGUGUUGCCAUAUGACGUGACGAGGCCCCUGGUAUUCAUCGUCAACUGGAUCUUCUGCGCGAUUGCCACUCUACACUCGGCAGUUAUGACCAUGGCUUCCGACUCCUUCAGCGUCAGCCUAAUUGUGCAGUUACGUCUGCAACUGAGAAUUCUCAGCAGAAAUUUGGUCAAUGUGGCGAAAGGAGAUGAGGAGAUUAAACAGAAGAAGAACGCCAAAUUGCUGGAGAAGUGCUUGGCUGCAACUCUGCUAGCACAGAGUGUGUCCAUCGGGUUCGCGGUCUGCAUCCAGCUGUACCAGAUCGCCAUGCGUGCGCAGCAGUUAGUGGAUGCUGGGAAGUUCGGCUGCUACCUCUUCAUCAUGCUCGCUCAGCUGUUCGUCUUCUGCUGGUUCGGUGACGACCUCAUAACAGAGGUGAGGCGCUUACUGACUGACAGCUAUGCUGUGGUGUCACUUACCGGAUAA
Messenger RNA from Schistocerca piceifrons (Central American locust), 885 nucleotides. RefSeq names its product odorant receptor Or2-like. Gene Ontology annotation, biological process: sensory perception of smell; detection of chemical stimulus involved in sensory perception of smell. Gene Ontology annotation, cellular component: plasma membrane. The coding region runs from base 1 to 885 and encodes 294 amino acids. Gene Ontology annotation, molecular function: olfactory receptor activity; odorant binding. Lineage: Eukaryota; Metazoa; Arthropoda; Insecta; Orthoptera; Acrididae. The transcript is spliced from 4 exons. The record is from RefSeq and is a predicted model, not a curated record.